AUUUCAUUUCAUUCCCUCUUUCUCUGCUUUCUCUUGAAAUCCGUGCAAUCUCGUCAUUAGAGAGAGAGAGAGAGUAAAACGCUGGACAAUGUUGCCGUUUCACUCUUCCCUUUCCCAAACUUGAACGCUUUUUUGCGUUUUGUUAGUGGGUUUUUGUUUCUGACAUUGGAAAAAAAAACGCUAAACGACGAAUCAAAGCGCGUUCACUCCUGACAAGUGUAACUGUAUCAGAAUCAUCAACACGAAGAAGAAGAAGAAGAUGAUGAUAGGACCGUGGUGACUAUCACUGUUUCACUAGUUUGUUUUCAUAUCAUCAACACGAAAAUUGGAUCUGAUUCCCAAGCUUCCAAUUCUCACCAAAACUUGAGAUUCCAUUCAGCUACUCACUGAAUCAGUGAAUCUAAGAGAAAAAUCUUCAAAUGGGAAAAUCAACGAGCAAUAACAGGGAUUGGUCUCAGAUGUACGCGAUCUACGGAAUGGAUCAAUGGCAAACCCUAAUUUUUCUCUUGUGUCAAGCCAUUCUCUUCUCUGUGUUAUCCGUUCUCUACCUUCUUUACUUCGGUCCAAUUUGCGUCUUCUUCGAGCGGCUUCUCUCCGUCGCCGCCGUGCCGGCGGGCUCCGCCCGCUUCGCCGCCGGGUUUACGGGUUCUGUCACUGCACUCUCCGCUUUCUGCCUCUUCUUCGCCGCCGCGAACUUCUUCUACUCCGCCGUCCCCCUCCACUACGACAUGGCGCAGCGCAUCGUCUCCGCCGUGCACGACUGGUCCUCCGUGAAGCUCGCCUUAGACCUCGGGUGCUGCGGCCGCGGAAUCCUCCUCAACGCCGUCGCGACUCAGCUGAAGAAGGAGGGUAGCUCCGGCAGGGUCGUCGGCCUUGACCGGAACAAGCGGACCACGCUGUCGACGCUCCGGACGGCGAAGAUGGAGGGCGUCGGCGAGUACGUCACGUGCCGUGAGGGCGACGCGCGUCGGCUUCCGUUCCCGGAUAACUACUUCGACGUGGUGGUGUCCGGCGUGUACGUGCACACGGUGGGGAGGGAGUACGGUCCGCGCACGGCGGAGGCUGCGGCGGAGAGGAUGAGGGCGGUGGCGGAGCUGGUGAGGGUGAUGAAGCCAGGUGCGGUUGGUGUAGUGUGGGACCUUCUGCACGUGCCGGAGUACGUGCUGAGGUUGCAGGAACUGAAGAUGGAAGAUGUUAGAGUCUCUGAGCGUGUAACCGCCUUCAUGGUCAGCAGCCACAUCGUAUCAUUCAGAAAACCUAGUCAGCACGUGCAUGGCCCCGCUGAGGUUCGCUUGGAUUGGAGAUUAUGCUGACGUGGAAAUUCUCAUACUUAAAAAAUAUAUAAUAUAUAUAUAUACUGAGAAAUAUUUUGUCAAAAUGAAAGUGUGUUUUUUUACUUUGACAUAUGAAUAUCUGAUGGUAAAGAAAUGACUGGGGAGGCGAAGUCGAACCAGAUGGAGUUAUGUUAUUUAUGUUAAAAGGAAAAAAAGAAGAAGGAAAAAUGGAUGUAAUAAUAAUAUGAUGAUUUUAUAGAUAGCAAUGACUAUUGUAUAAUAUGUUGAUGAUUUUAUAGAUAGCAAUGAAAUUGU
Molecule: messenger RNA, 1589 nt
Organism: Gastrolobium bilobum
Lineage: Eukaryota; Viridiplantae; Streptophyta; Magnoliopsida; Fabales; Fabaceae
Exons: 2
Coding region: 420-1313 (297 amino acids)
Molecular function (GO): S-adenosylmethionine-dependent methyltransferase activity
Source: RefSeq, a predicted model, not a curated record